GUUUAUUUACCUUUGACCUAAAUAAACAUCAACAAUGACCUGAAAUGGCGACAGAUGAAGAGAUUAUUUUUGAGGAUCAUCUAUAUAAACUGUCUGGAAAUAAAGGGAAGGGAUUUUGGUCAAAGAAUAAUCCAUGGAAGCAGAAAUAUUUCAUUCUUAAAAAGAUAGGAGAUAGACCAGUUCUAGAAUAUUACAAUAAGAAACCCAAAAGUAAAAAUUCUAGUUCACCUAAAGAUAAAGUUGUAUUAUGGCCAAGCUACAGAUUAGAGAAAGUAACCAAUACUCGAAACCGAGCCUAUGUGUUCGAAGUCACGACCCAGGACAAAUAUUUAUGUUUGUCAGCAGACGAACAGAGGAGCAUGGAUAUAUUUGUCUUUAUUCUCCAGAGUCAGAUGCAGCUCAAGAAACAAAUCAAAGAUGACAUGGUCAUUGUUCAGCCAGAAAACUCAGAAUCUCAAAGAAGAAUCGGUGCAAAGGGAACAAACUGUAUUCUCCAUGUAGCACCAUGGGGGAUAACUCUAGCAUUACAGAGUACAAGAUCUGUCCUGGCCCAGUGGCCACUGAAGAGUGUGCGGUACUUUGAGGCGGGGGGUCAGGGGAAGUUUAUGUUGGAGGCAGGGAGGGUCGCUCCAAUGGGGGACGGCAUGUAUGUCUUCCAGACCCAGAAAGGCAAAGACAAUUACAUCUAUGAUUUGUUGGAUCAACAUAUUGUUAAUGCUCUCAGCAAAACACAGCCCAGUCGCCGAGGAACAACAGAGGAGAUGGAGGAUUACAUAGUGGAAUCAGAGAAGUUAUCUGCCCUUACCACAAUAUCUCCAGUCACCAUGAGCCAGCCAGAAAUCCAAACAAUUCUCCAGGAGAACUGGAACUUUACAUCCCUAAAUGCUGGUUUCCCCAAACCAAAGCCAGUUGUUCAUGUCAGACAAAACAGCCAAAUGUCAGACACAGGAGCACCUCCUCCUCUUCCAAAUCGCCUGCCAGCACAUCCCCCACACAAUAGUCCAAAUCAUCACUGGUCACCAGCUCAAACAGUCAACCAUGGAUUUCACAACAGUGUGUCGGACUCUCUGCUAGAGAGGCCACCGAUGCCCCCUCCCUCGCCAGCUCGCUCAUCCACCAAAUCUUCCAAACCAACUGACCGUGACUCUCAGACCAAACCACUGACCAUACCAGCCGGGAAUGGAAGAGUCAGUCAAGCAUACUUUCGAAUGAAUUCAAGCUCAAGUAGUGGUGUACCUCACAGCAUUUCUUCCCAGUUUUCUCCCAUAGGAAACUGGACCCCACCUCCAACAUUUCAGGAGGCUACUGCCUAUAGUCUGAUGGAUGGAAACUCUACUUUAAAUACACAAGGUGGCUAUCUUACUCCAAGACACAGUGGAGAAGUGGAGCCAAAUCGUGUCUCAGGUUAUCCAGAACAGUAUAUUCUACCGACAAAUGACCGAGAUGCACAAUUCAGUAGUCUUCCUCGAUCAAGACAAAGAAGAAAUUCCAAUGAUAGACAAAGAACAACUAAGUAUAGACUAAGGUCCUCCAGCUGUGACCAGUUAGACUCUUACAAUCUAGAUUCUGCUAUGUCAGAGUCACCCAGAAGGAGAAGUGUAGAUCAGGGAGAAGACAGACCUUAUGAUCUCGCUAAGCCUCAGGCACCAUUUAGAAAUCUGCACAAUUUCAGAGGUAGCAUGGAAAUGAUCAAUGAUAACAGGCGAGGGUCUGUGGAGCAUUAUUACAAUAUCAAUGGUUUGAAAGGAACUGUAGAUGCUAGUCCAAAUCCUACUGUUGGUGAAGUGAGAAAGAGGUUCAAUGAAGGAGCUCGAGAGGACACUCUUACUAGAUCUAUUUCAAAUCCCAACUUCAUGCAGAUCAGUACAAAAGACAAAUUCAGUGAUGCAAAAGCAUACCCUAGCAAGCUGGAUGGCAAACGUAAAAGUAAAUCUUUGUUAAACUUAUUUAGGAAAUCCCGUGAUGGAAAAGACAGAAGAAGUGUUGGGAGCAGUAGUAAUCCCAGCAGUCCCGUGGGAACACUGACCCGACAGACCAGUAUACCACUCAUUAGUAUAGGAGGGAAAGAUGUUUACUUCACUGAGAGAUCCCGCUCAUUUAGGAAACCCAAGAAUAAAGGUACUGAUAGUGCAGAAAAUACUCCCCCAAACAGCAGACAUAACAGUUACAGCAAGGCAUCAGCCAGAGAUUUACCGCCAUCUGGAAGCAGGCAUAGCAGUGCAUCCAAGUCCCCAGCAAUAUCUAAAAAAGAUCUCCCACCCUCUGGUAGUCGAUAUACAAAAUCACCAGCAGCAAAGCGUAGGGACCUUGUGAAUACAGUGUCACCCCCACUACCGAAACGAGAAAGGUCUUCGUCUUACGUGAAUGUAGUACACUCACAUUCAGGGAGUGAUAUUUCUAGUAACACUGGUAGUAACAGCAUAAUCCACAACAGAUCUGGGAGUGACAUAGGCAGCAGCAGCAUAGGAAGCAGACACAGCACAGAGAUGAGGCAUAACAGCAGCAGUAAAGCUGAAACCGUGUGCUGAUUGGUUAAAAAUAUCCAUCUUAUCAAAACCUGAAUUAGUCAUUGAAGUACAGCUCUAUUGUCAUAUGUAAUUUCUUGUCUAAUCAAUAAUCAUGUAUAUUUUCAAAAUUAGUACUUUAAUUAUAACAAAAUCAAAAUAUUAAUUUUACGCAUUUGCAUUAUAGAUUGUACAUGUAUAUAUAUAUAUAUAUCUCUUUCUUGCCUGUAGCUGUUUAUUGAUGUAAAAAGUUCUGAUUUAGUUACUGUAGUUAUAGAAUGAUGGAAUAUGAUGGUGUAUAUAAUACAUAUAUUAUUUCCCAUAAAAUGGGGUUAGUGUUUUAACAAAUGUGAGAAAAAGAAUAUUAGUAAAAUCCUGAAACAUGAUCAAAAGUAAAUUAAAAAUUGUUCAGAUUUGUUAAUACUCUUAAAUGUUUAAAUAGUACAUGUAAUAGGAUUUCUAUCUCUAUGUACAAGAAGCCUCUAAUUUUGCAUCAGAGGACAUAGUUUUAGGUGUUGUGUUUCCAGUAAAUUUGUUACGGCCAGAGAGUUACAUGUUGUGUUCAUGCUGUUAUUUUUUAUCCAUUUUUUACAUAAAUUACAUGGAAUGUAUACAUUAUGUUUUUAAAACUAGUGUCAAGCACUUCUCGUGUAUGUAAGUUUCUAUUUUAUUGAAAACCAGAAACAAACCAUUUACAGAUUCUGAUAGCAAUGAAAGUAAGCGAUUAUUAUUGUUUUUGAUAAGUCUAGUUAUAAAUAUGGACAUUAUUUUAACAGUUUUAGUCAUAUCUCCCCAGAUUAUGAUAAAAACUGAACCAAAAAAGGUCUAUCUGUCACACAAUACAGGGUUUUAUGUGUUACAAAGGCAUUACUUUUUUUUAUUGUACACAUUAAUUACACAUCAAAAUUAAUUCAGUUUUUUUUUGUUUCUCAUAGUUUUACUUUAUUUAUGGUUGGCGUACAGAUAACAAAUACUUUACCGGGUACUUUUGGGUAUUAAUGUGCAAUCUGCAUAAUAGUCAUUUAACAAGAAUUUCAUUUCAUAACAAACUUUUUUUUUUUUGUAUUGUUCAUUAAGAUAUAAUUUUAUUUUUGAAUGAAUAAGAUUUUUAUGUUCUUUGAGAACAGAAAGCAUUUUAUUCCAUAUAUUUCAAGAAGUUUUAUUACUGUACAGUACUUUAAAGGUAAUGAUAGAGAAACCCCACCACUUAACAAGCUCAAAUGAUAUACAGGUACCUAUCAGUACUCACUUUGUGGUGUCACUAGGGUGCAUGGUGAAAGAUUCUGAUAAUGUAGUCAGUUUGAAAGGCAAUAAAAGUUGAGCCCAGUGAAUAUUUUGUACACUAAGGUUAAAUUUAUGAGAGGUCCCAUGUUACUGAAUGGUUUUUAUACCAGUUUACACUUAUAUGUACUUACAUAUAUGUAUUAUAUAGCUACUUAUAGUUACACCAUAUGUUAAUUUUUUUAUACAAGUUAAUGGUUGAUAUUUUUUUUUAAUGGUUGAUGAUGUAUAGUAUGCAAAUGUUUUGUUAUUGUUAAUGAAAUACAUGUAUUCUACUUGAAUUUCAGUUUUGUACAUUGAGAAAAAAUAAGAUUAAAAGAAAUAUUUUGUUCACAUGUUUGACUUUUGUAUAUUAAUUUUGUUUCCUUAUUAUAAUCAAAAAAGUGUAAAUUUCUAUUUUAUGAGAAUUUUGUAAAUAUAAAGCAAGAAAAACAUUUUUUGUUUACAUCUUUUAGCAGAGUUGACCAGCAUUAAGAUAUUCAUUUUUAAAAUGAUGUAAAAUUUAUAUGCAUUUUUGAUUAGUACAUGUUGUAAAACUGAAUGAAAUACUAUGUGGUUGUUUUUAUUCAAUAAUUGGUGCAUUAUCAACCAAAUGGCAAAAAUUUCUUUUGAAUUGUAGAUAUUAAAGUUGUUUCAAAUUCCUGAAGUGGAAUUAUGAAAUGAAAUUGCCUAUUGACCUCACUUUUAUAUACAUCAAGAGAUUAUGUGUCUCGCGGAAUGUAAUAACAAGCUCCUGCAAGGAUAUGUUCUUAUCUUUUCUUUACAAUAACAAAGCAUAAGAGCUGAUCAAAUGGGAUAUUUUCUUCAUAAAUUCCUCUCCGAUAGUUUUUAAAUGUUUUAAUGAAGAUUAAUUGAAAGCAAAAAUGAAUGUACAUACAUGUAUAUGAAACAAUUUAGUGGUAAACCCUGCUUAGUGAUGUUCUAUGCAAGAAUGUGAUUGAUCUUAAAUCUAUUUUUACAGUCUGUUGACUGAUGAAUCUACAGAAGCACCAUCUAGAAGACAAAAUUCAAAGUUAUGUAAUUAUGCCAAUUUUGACAGUUGAUAGAAUAUCAGGAAUAGGCCAACAGUUCCUUGCCUUUCAAGUCAAGUUUCAAACACUCAGAUACCAGUAUCUUGUAGGUCUUCCACUGUUCCCUUAGGUUUGAUUUUUGAGGCUCGAUUGUAUCAAAUUUUGAACAUGGUAUAUUUCAUUAUUUUGUUUUAAAGAGCACAAAUUUGUAAAUUGUACAGGAUUUUUUUUUUUAAGUUCUCAAUUUAUUUGUUGGCAUCUUGUAUUCUUAGUCCUUCCUUUUUGAGUACAUAUAAUGUCAUAGACAUAAAUUUUAAAACAAAAUUUAUUAUAAAUUACUCCUCAGAUGGAAAAUAUACAUGUCUGUCUACCUGCCAGAUCUUGUUCAUAGUUGAUCAAAUGCUAGAUAAAUGCUCUGAAUUUAUAGAAGUAUACAUUUUUGUCUUUGCUAUCCAUGUAAACCAUUUUCUGUUUAUGGUUGUUGCUUUUACAAUGAAGUAUUAAAUACUGAAUUUAUUCACUAA
Molecule: messenger RNA, 5319 nt
Organism: Saccostrea cuccullata (small rock oyster)
Lineage: Eukaryota; Metazoa; Mollusca; Bivalvia; Ostreida; Ostreidae
Product: AF4/FMR2 family member 4-like
Exons: 8
Coding region: 45-2528 (827 amino acids)
Biological process (GO): cell surface receptor protein tyrosine kinase signaling pathway
Cellular component (GO): cytoplasm
Source: RefSeq, a predicted model, not a curated record